Molecule: messenger RNA, 1728 nt
Organism: Penicillium odoratum
Lineage: Eukaryota; Fungi; Ascomycota; Eurotiomycetes; Eurotiales; Aspergillaceae
Gene: atg22-1
Product: putative autophagy protein Atg22
Exons: 2
Coding region: 1-1728 (575 amino acids)
Biological process (GO): amino acid transmembrane export from vacuole
Molecular function (GO): transmembrane transporter activity
Source: RefSeq, a predicted model, not a curated record
AUGAGCCGCUAUGAAGCAGAGGUGGAGGCAGAGGAAGCCAACGAUCGGAUUCCUCUUUACCCUGGUGAUGAUCCUCGACCGACCAGCAACAAGGAGCUGGCUGGCUGGUAUUGUUAUGGCUGGGCUGCAGAGGUGUUCACCGUAUGUGCCAUGGGUUCCUUUCUACCUAUUACUCUGGAACAGAUGGCCCGGGAUCGUGGCUUUCUUCUAUCCGAUAAGACAACCCCAUGUAGCCCAACGUGGAAGCCUUCUCAUCAGGUCAGCCAUCGAUCCGGCUUUGAAGUUCAAAAAUCAAAUACGAGUCAAUGCAUCGUUUUCCUCUUGGGCGCAGAGGUCAAUACAGCCAGCUUUGCACUAUAUACUUUCUCCCUGAGUGUUUUAGUACAGGCGAUCCUCAUCAUCUCCAUGUCGGGCGCCGCAGAUCAUGGAAGCUAUCGCAAGAAACUUCUGGUGAUGUUUGCUUUCACGGGAGCUAUCGCGACCAUGUUGUUCCUCGCUGUUGCUCCUCGAUUAUAUCUCCUAGGGGGGUUACUCGCGAUUGUGGCCAAUACUUGCUUCGGUGCGUCUUUUGUUCUACUAAAUUCUUUCUUACCGGUCCUGGUCCGCCAUCAUCCUUUGAUCAUUGAGAAGAGCCAGCGGGCACGUCCUGGAGAGGAUGCCCAACGAGGACUCGAUGCAUCUACUCCACUACUUCAAUCUGUUGAGAAUGAUGGGGCUGGCGCUACUGGGGUGACAUCCCUACAACUUGGGCUCUCUACCAAAAUAUCGUCCUUUGGAAUUGGAAUUGGUUAUAUUGGUGCUGUAACUUUGCAGAUCAUAUCCAUUGCUAUCGUGGUGGUGACUCAGCAGACGACCUUUUCACUUCGCCUGGUCUUGUUCUGUAUUGGGCUGUGGUGGUUUAUAUUCACUGUUCCAGCAACCAUGUGGCUGCGCACUCGGCCUGGUCCCCCCUUGUUAAGCCAUGGGAAACCUCUUCACUCAUGGACGGCUUACAUACAUUACGCCUGGAUGUCUCUUGGGAAGACGGCCAUGCGUGCCAGACGGCUAAAGGAUCUUCUUCUCUUCCUUGCUGCCUGGUUCCUACUUAGCGACGGCAUCGCUACUGUCAGUGGAACAGCUGUACUGUUUGCGAAAACCGAACUUGAUAUGAAACCCGCGGCCUUGGGGCUCAUUAACGUGAUCGUCAUGCUUGCCGGCAUAUUUGGCGCAUUCUCUUGGAGCUAUGUGUCGAGCUUACUGCGUCUUCGUGCAUCGCAUACCAUUAUCGCCUGUAUUAUUCUGUUCGAACUGAUCCCCCUGUACGGAAUUAUUGGGUUCUUCCCGACAGUUCAGCGCUUAGGUAUCGGCCUCCAACACCCGUGGGAAAUGUAUCCCCUAGGAGCCAUUUACGGGCUCGUUAUGGGUGGGCUCUCAUCCUAUUGCCGAAGCUUUUUCGCCGAACUAAUCCCACCUGGGCAUGAAGCGGCUUUUUAUGCUCUCUAUGCCAUCACGGACAAGGGAUCCAGUGUUUUCGGCCCCGCGAUCGUCGGUGCUAUCACUGAUCGAUAUGGUGGGAUUCGACCCGCUUUUGUCUUUCUAGCCAUUCUGAUAUUUCUCCCUUUGCCGCUCAUGCUACUAGUGGAUGUUGAACGGGGAAAACGAGAUGCACUUGAACUCGGUGCUGACCUUGAUGGUUUGUCAGCAGCUCCGGGAUAUGGCACUAUACCCACAAUAGCUCGAGAAGAAUGA